CGGCUGCUCUGUCGACCUUGGCAAGACCCAGGCGGCGCGGUACUCGACCGGCCUCCCGGGGGAUGGGCCACCAAGAGCCCCCGCUGGCCCGAGUACGGGCGGGAGGUGCGGCUUAUAUAAACAGGUUAUGUAAAGGGCUCAGCUGGCGCGAACACGUGGAGAGCCGCGGGAGCCCGGACACCCGGUUCUCCCCCGCCAGCGCCGCUGCAACCCCCCGCGCGGCAGCAGGCUUCGGAGCACACUCGGCCCGGGCCGCCGCCUCUGGCGCCGCUCUGUACAGGAGGCAGCCCUGGCCGGGAGCGGACCAUCCCCAGCCCGGGACGCCAGGGGGGAAACGGGCCGCCCGGAAGUGGAGGGGCGCCGGCCAGGUCACAAUCCAAGGUCCCGCUCCUCCACGUCCCGGGGCCGGACGGAGGGAUGAGGCAGGGGGGACCCGGGCAGCGCCGUUGCUGCUCCCCCCGCCGCCCGCAGCCAUGGAAACGGGGGAGGAGGACGGCGCCCGCAGAGGUACACAAAGCCCCGAGCGGAAAAGGCGAAGCCCUGUGCCGCGGGCGCCCAGCGCGAAGCUGAGGCCGGCAGCGGCCCAGGCCAUGGAUCCGGUGGCAGCCGAGGCCCCGGGCGAGGCCUACCUGGCGCGGCGGCGGCCAGAGGGCGGCGGCGGGUCGGCGCGGCCGCGGUACAGCCUGUUGGCAGAGAUCGGGCGCGGCAGCUACGGCGUGGUUUACGAGGCAGUGGCCGGGCGCAGCGGGGCCCGGGUGGCGGUCAAGAAGAUCCGCUGCGACGCCCCCGAGAACGUGGAGCUGGCGCUGGCCGAAUUCUGGGCCCUGACCAGCCUCAAACGGCGCCACCAGAACGUCGUGCAGUUUGAGGAGUGCGUCCUGCAGCGCAACGGGCUAGCCCAGCGCAUGAGCCACGGCAACAAGAGCUCGCAGCUUUACCUGCGCCUGGUGGAGACCUCGCUCAAAGGAGAAAGGAUCCUGGGUUAUGCUGAGGAGCCCUGCUAUCUCUGGUUUGUCAUGGAGUUCUGUGAAGGUGGAGACCUGAAUCAGUACGUCCUGUCCCGGAGGCCGGACCCAGCUACCAACAAAAGCUUCAUGCUACAGCUCACGAGCGCCAUUGCCUUCCUGCACAAAAACCACAUCGUGCACAGGGACCUAAAGCCAGACAACAUCCUCAUCACGGAGCGGUCUGGCACCCCCAUCCUCAAGGUGGCAGACUUUGGACUAAGCAAGGUCUGUGCUGGGUUAGCCCCCCGAGGAAAAGAGGGCCAUCAAGACCACAAAAAUGUGAAUGUGAAUAAAUACUGGCUGUCCUCAGCCUGCGGCUCCGACUUCUACAUGGCCCCCGAAGUCUGGGAGGGACACUACACAGCCAAGGCCGACAUCUUUGCCCUGGGCAUUAUCAUCUGGGCAAUGAUAGAAAGAAUCACUUUUAUUGACUCUGAGACCAAGAAGGAGCUCCUGGGGACCUAUAUCAAACAGGGGACCGAAAUCGUCCCUGUUGGCGAGGCGCUGCUAGAAAACCCAAAGAUGGAGUUGCACAUCCCCCAGAAACGCAGGACUUCCAUGUCUGAGGGGAUCAAGCAGCUCUUGAAAGAUAUGUUAGCUGCUAACCCACAGGACCGGCCUGAUGCCUUUGAACUUGAAACCAGAAUGGACCAGGUCACAUGUGCUGCUUAAAAUUCAGGGCAAAGCAUCUUGAGUGUUUUGAAACUAGGUUGAUCCUCGGGACCCACAGUCUCAUCACGUCUCACACAGAGGACGGCAAAGCAUGCAGGCGGCGGCUUGGUCGGUUGGCGAUCUCCCAACAGCUGGAUCUCCGACAAUGUGAAGCUUUUGUUUGGGAUUUCCCCCCUCCUUUUAGUUUCGCUUCAUUUUUUUUUUAAUCUUAUUUCAUUUUUUGUCCUUUUUUUCUUUUUUCUUUUUUCUUUUUUUUUUUUUUUAAUUUAAACGAUUAAGACUUCAGAAGAGCAAGAAACUAAUGCUGUGGAGAAACGACACGGACAAAGCAUAUGUGUAAAUUUCAUUUUUAAUUUUUAUAAGGGGUUAGGGAGCUAUUUUGUUUUGUUCCUUUAUUUUCCCUCUGUCUUCUUGGUUUUACCCAUCCCCCGGUUCUGCUUCCAACACCUCACUUCCUCAGAGCGGGGCGGGGGGGUCGGUCCCACCACGGGGGCGUGAAGACAGGAGGCGGCCCGCGGGCUGUCCUUCCGUGUCCCCCACCAGACGCGGGCACUGCCGUGCUGCUCCUCGCUCGCCCUCGGGCCUUAGAAAUGAUCAGAGGCGAAGAACCACCUGGAAGAGGAAGACAGGGUUUGGCCAGGAGAACUCAAGAAAGUCCAACCUGCGGGUUUGUUCUCUUUCGGCUUCUGGAAACUCUGGGCCACGCCAGGACACGCAGUGGUGGGAGUCCGCGGGUGGCGGGGGCAGGCGGGGGGAUCGAGGUGACUCCGCCCCCUCCUCCCUCCCCCAGCUUCCUAUCGGUUGAGUGUCAGCCCCGCCCAGCUCGACAAGCCUACCUUUCUGUUAUCGGGUCUCCCUCCCUGAGGAAGACCCCCCCCCACCCCGCCCCAGGAAAAAACUAUUGUGCCAAACCUCUACCUGGGACACGGCCGGGUCUUCCGCAGGCGGCUGUCACUCCUGUGAGGUCAGCGCCCGUCACCUCCUGCCUCCUGGAUCGUCCCCUUCCCACAUGUGCCCGCCAAACGUCCCCGUUGUCACAGAGACUGCCUGAGUCCCUGAGAUCCCGUUGUGACCAUUGCCAUAAGAACAGGGUGUCCUGAACUGCCUGCCACUGUCCUCUCCCCGUGAAGGGUGUGCCCCGCGUGUGGGCCUGUGGUAUCAUGGCCAGAGACAGGGUCAGGUGCCGUCUUCCUCACCCCUAGGGACUUACUGUUAGGUGUCCCCACUCAGCGUAAGCGUGUCUGGUGAGGAAAGAAGGGACCUGCCGAGAGCAGAGAAGGGGACGGGGUAGACCCCCUGCGGCUGUCAGGUGCCCGUUUGUGACCUGCCACCUUAAAGCUUCCCCAGCGCCACCCCGUGGACCUCACCACCAGUGUCUGCUCGGGCUGUGGUCUGUCUGGCCGUCCAUGCUCUCUGGCAGUGCUCUCGCAGCUCCCUCCUCUCGGGCUUCUGAACCCUGGCAGGGGCACGGGGACUGGCCUUGUGUGGUCCCUGUCACCCAGAAGCUGCUGGGGCCACUUCAGAGGCUUUUCACCCCCUAACGGCCAAGCAGGAAAGGGUGUUGGGGGAAGGGGAAAGGAAUUGUCUCACGUUUGUUUUCUGUUCUCUCUAAACCAGCAUAGGAUCGAUAGGGGGAGGUAGUUGGAGGGCAUUCGGGUUGGUGUGUGACCAAGGUGGGGGUCCCCCCCCCCCAGACCCCAAAGCAGCCGUCCUUUGGCCCCGGGAGUUUGGGAGAGACCCACACAACGCCACCCCCCAGACUGCAACCCCGCAACACAUUUCGUACUGCUCCCCAUGCCCCCCCCCCCCGCCCCGAGCAGGUGGUUGGCAGCUGGGAGCAGGGCUGCAGGUGCGAGCCGGGCCCUUCCCUUCCUGGUGAGACCCGUUGUGCCCACCUGCCUCCUGUCUCCUCUCGGGCGCCUUGGGGUUGGGCAGCGCAGUGUCCCUAAUUACAGCACACUCCCCUUCUCUGCCUGUCGCCCGGCCCCCACGUCCCCUCGGGGGGCUGCUGUCUCUGUAUGUGAACGGAUGGGAAAAACAGUCCCCGAACUCGACCCCAGCCCUCCCUGCCUGCGGCCCCUGCCCUCAAGUCCCUGGUGAAGGCUCAGGCCUAACAAGGUAUUUACCUUUUGCUCGACUUUUCCCCCUCUCUCCCCAGGUCCCUUCCCUCCAUCUGGGCGAGGUCUUGGAGCUGCCGCAGUCCCCCUUUGUUACUUCUCUUGGCAUCAGAGUAGCCCCUGUAGGUCCCAGGGUGUCUGUGCCCUUGGACAAGGCAGGUGGCCUGGUAGGGAUAGCCGGCUUCUGCGUGCCCUUCCCUCGCAGAACUCAGCUGAUCCUUGCUUGGUGGCGGGGCCUCCUUCCCUGGCUCAGGAUGGCCCGCUCGUUAGCCCCAAGUGCCUGCCUCUCCACCCCGAAGAGAGCGCCGGCUCUGCCCGCGGCCAGUGGACCAGCUUAGGGUUGGACCCGAGGAGCCCCAUCCUCUUCCUCGGCCACCUUCCCCCUUUUCCCCCCUCCCCCACCCGUCAGCUUCCUGCCUUUU
Molecule: messenger RNA, 4218 nt
Organism: Acinonyx jubatus (cheetah)
Lineage: Eukaryota; Metazoa; Chordata; Mammalia; Carnivora; Felidae
Gene: STK35
Product: serine/threonine kinase 35
Exons: 4
Coding region: 63-1679 (538 amino acids)
Biological process (GO): autophagy; autophagosome organization; positive regulation of autophagy
Cellular component (GO): autophagosome; cytoplasm
Molecular function (GO): ATP binding; protein serine/threonine kinase activity
Source: RefSeq, a predicted model, not a curated record